This is a messenger RNA of Cheilinus undulatus (humphead wrasse), 2748 nucleotides long. It is a transcript of the gene nalf1b, whose product is annotated as transmembrane protein FAM155A. The coding region runs from base 1 to 1197 and encodes 398 amino acids. NCBI's taxonomy places the organism in Eukaryota, Metazoa, Chordata, Actinopteri, Labriformes, Labridae. Gene Ontology annotation, cellular component: plasma membrane. The transcript is spliced from 3 exons. The record is from RefSeq and is a predicted model, not a curated record. Gene Ontology annotation, molecular function: stretch-activated, monoatomic cation-selective, calcium channel activity. Gene Ontology annotation, biological process: calcium ion import across plasma membrane.
AUGACCAGGGGUGCUUGGAUGCGUCGGCAGCAUGAUGAAGGCUUAAAAUACUGGUUUGCACCCCGAGAGAACGAGAAGCCAUUUACCGAGUCGGAGCGGGCCCAGAGAUGGCGACUGUCGCUGGCCUCUCUGCUCUUCAUCACCGUCCUGCUCUCUGAUCACUUGUGGUUCUGCGCCGAGGCCAAACUGACGCGAACCCGAGACAAGCGGCCGGACGAGGGGCUCGUCACUACGGACAUGGGCGAGCACAGAAAGUCCCUCCACCAUCACCCUAUCCCAACAACACCCGACCCCCGCCGCCUCGCCAGAGAGCAAGAUGCUAUUUUUCUAGGGAAUUCUACCAAACCUCUGUGGCGAAUGGACACCUGUCACCCUGACAGCCUGUUCAAAGACUGCUUUACUUUCACGGACGCGCAGACCGUGUGCCUGGGCCUCUCCGGUGGAGGGGACAAGGGGACACAGCUGGCGUACGUGAAGCUGAGCGAUUUGUACCUUUCUUUUUGUAAUUCCUACUCACUUUUGGAUUUGUUUAACGGGUUUACGAGUCUGGACGCUUUGAAUUGCACCCUGAAUAUGACCACGGGGGAGGGCUGCAGCGAGUGUAUCCGGGCUUAUCAGCGUCUGGACCGGGAGGCAGAGGACAAGUACCGGGAGUUUGAGCUGCUGGUUCAGAAAUACGAGACGGAUGUAUACUCGGUCAGGACGUGCAUGGAGGAAUGCAAGAUGGUGUAUAAGCCGUGGCUGUGUUCUCAGUACUUCCAGACCUCCCAGAUGCACUGCAGCAGGAGGAUCCCCUGUGGUCAGUACUGCCUGGAGGUGCAGAAGCGGUGCCCCUUCAUCUUGCCCGACAAUGAUGAUCUCAUUCAUGGAGGCAGCCCCAGUUUUAUAUGCACAGGGCUGCUGGAGGACUAUCCAUCAGGUGUGGAUCCUAAAGCAGACUGCUGUGACGUGCGGUGGGACUUGAAAGUGGACAACCGUUCUCGGGGGACCCUGAAAAGAACUCACCCGCCGUGCCAGCACCGUACCUCCCUCAGCUCGUCAGCAGCCUGCAGACUGUGUAACAGCCGGCUCAAACUCUGCCUGCUGGUCCUUGUCCUCCUACACACUGUUGCCAGCCUCACUGCAUCCCACAAUGCAACAGGACUGGGCCUCCCCGCCAUCACGCCUCUGGAGGAGAGCCCUGCCAAUGAGGAGUGAUGGAGCUGCCGGGAGGCAGAGAGGUUGUCAGGGUGGGGGAUUCCCUCACCAUGGCAACCGGUGUGGAAAAAUACAGCCACAGUUGUGCGAGCGGCUGGAGCUGUUCCUGUGGACAUUCUGCAACGCUCUCUGGCAAAUGGAAAAUGUGGGCCGCUCUGGGACAAAAAGACACACAAAUCAAUCAAAACAAAUAGACAAAUAAACAAACAGACAUACUAAGGGAUUCAAAUGGUCCCUUAGAUCGAAAGGGGACAAUGCCACAGCCUUUGUUGAGUGGGAAGGUCGGCUUCCUCAUGGCUGAGUUUCUCUCACUACGCUUUUUUACACUGUGUCCCAAUUAUUGGUUUCUGUUGCACUGGCUGACUAUGGAGUACCACAAUCAUGUUCUCUUUCUAAUGUUCAUCCUUUGUGUUUGUUUCUGGGUCUCUCAUACAGGAAGAAAACCUCUCCUAAUAAGACGGAUAAUGUGUUCAAAAAAUGAACAAGCUGCAAGUUUGUGUGUAAGAGGGUUUGUGUUUCUAGAUUAACUGUGUGCGCGUGAGCAUGCUUGGGCGUGUGUGUGAAUGCAUGUCUUUACACGUGUGUGUGUGAGAGGAUGCAUGUGUGACAAUGAUACGGACCCUAGAAGUCUACCUAAUCGGCAGGUGCAGCAAAGAUGUUUUUUGGAGCCUCCCCCCUUCUCUUCUGAUGUCACUUUCCUCUGCUGAGCUGGUCCAUCAGCCACGAUCUGAUAGAAACUUAACUGGAUUUUCAGUGUGCUUCUGAUAUCCAUAAUAAGCAUUAUGCUUGACACAGGUUUAUGGUUUCUUUGUUUUUGUUUUGUGAGAUAAAAUGCGACUGUUGACCGGAUAGAAGAGGAUCUAAACCAUUUAGGAUGCAAUGUUUCUUUGAGCUAAAAUCGAAGAGGGCUAAGCCAUAUGAACAAAUUCAUCACAAAUUCAGUUUGAUUCCCACAAAUUGAACCAAAUUCUCCCAAAAGUCUACACAGGAUAUGCUGACUCAUCACUGUUUAAAGAAGCUUAACUUAAGCGUAAGGAUUAACACCCCUUGUGUUGCACUCUUCUGUGUUCUGUCAGAGAUGAGGAAAAGACAAGGCAGAAGCGCAUGAUUAAAUGCCAAAGAAUUCACUGAAUCCUAGUUAUAACACCGAAAUGAGCUAAAUGAGUGCAUUUUAGUUCAUUAUUUCUCAUUAAAUACAGCUGAUGCAAUGGUCAAAAAUAAACACCAGGGUUAUAACAAGUCAGCCACUUUAAGACAAUAUGAUCUCACAGAACAAAACGUAAAACUGUGUUAAGCUUGUCUUAACCAAAGAUGUGAUUUCAGGCAUUCUAACAAAACCCUGCUCUGAUUCUGGCCACUUUUCAGUGACAUGGCUCAGCAGAGUAAACUGACAUCAGAUCAAUAUAUUUUUCAAUUAAAGUUGCUCCAGACAGAGGAGCUUUUGUUAUUUUGGAGAUUAAAGGUAACGUCUAUUCAAAUUAGUAUUAGUGAGAUUAAAAACUAUGGAUACUGAAGGUUCUUAAGAUCCUUGCUUUCUUCCUUUCAUUCUGU